AUGGAGACACUCAGCGCGUUGGCGCGCGACAAAUACGCCGCAGGAUGGAUCUGUGCUCUGCCAGUGGAGAUGGCUGCCAGCCAGGCUCUCUUGGACGAGCGGCACCCAAUCCUCCAACAAAACCCCAAUGAUCACAACUCAUACACGUUGGGUCGGAUUGGCGCGCGCAAUGUCGCCAUGACCUGCCUACCGGGAGGCGGAACCGGAACCGUAUCUGCAGCCAUCGUGGCCGCCGAGAUGGCUUCCAGCUUUAGAAACCUGCAGUUCGUGCUGCUAGUGGGCGUGGGUGGAGGUGUCCCGGGAGUUGGGCGCGAUAUCCGGCUUGGGGAUGUGGUUGUCAGCCAUCCAGGGCCGAACCAUGGCGGAGUCGUGCAGUUCGACUUUGGCAAGACAAUGCAGGAUGGCAGGUUUGUGCCCACCAACAUGUUGGACAGGCCACCACGUAUCCUCCUUGCGGCUGUUUCAACAGUCCGCUCCAAUCACGCCCGGGGCGAGUCUGUGCUCUCAAGCUACCUCCAACAAAUCUAUGACCACCAUCCACUCAUGAAUACGCGAUAUGCACAUCCUGGUGUUGAGAAGGAUGUGCUGUACGAAUCGCGGUAUGAUCACCCUCAGCGUGAGGGGACAUGUUCAAAUUGCGACUCUACCCGGAUACUUUCCCGCACACCUCGCCAAUCGGAUGCUCCCGUAAUUCACUAUGGGCUGAUAGCCUCGGGAAAUCAGGUUAUGCGGCACGGAAUAACGAGAGAUCGCCUCGGAGACGAAAUGGGCAUGGCAUGUUUUGAAAUGGAGGCUGCAGGACUGAUGGGUCAGUUUCCUUGUUUGGUCAUACGUGGUAUCUGUGACUACGCCGAUUCACACAAGAACAAGUUGUGGCAGCCAUAUGCUUCUGCCGUCGCGGCAUCAUAUGCCAAAGAACUUCUCGACAUAAUUCCAAGCUCCACAGACGCCCACCCGCAUGCCCGCACCAAUACUUUUGGAUCCGAAUCAACUGAAUGGGGAGGGAAACAACAGGAGAACAAACGAGAGGACGAAGGAAAGAAAAUUUCCUCGCAGGCGUCAGGAGUCAUCGCAACCUCUCUCUCUGAGCUGGUCGCUAGUUUCCAAGGCUGUAUCCGGAGUGUUCCUGAACUAUAUAUCCUCCAAAAUGCCCCACGGCCGUUUAGGCUGACCGUGGAGAAGCUAGAACUCGAAAGGGUUCUGUUACUUCAAUGGGCAGAUAGAGUUCAUCUUCUUGAUGAUGGGGACCACAGUCCUUUCAGAGAUGUUGAAACGAUGAGGACAAUUGGAGUGAUACUAGAUGAGAUACACAACAUACUCAAUGAUGAUGAGGCUUCACACGAAGCCUCUGGGCUCGUAUCUCUCAAUAAAUUUGAAGAUCCAAUUCAAAGCCAUGACUCGUGGAGUGGGAGUCUCGAUACCAAUACUGACGUUGCGGGCGAUUCAGAAGGGGGCUUUGCGGGAGUUGCAAAACUUCAAUCGGACAAUCGGGAACGGCAGCAGAUACCUUUACCGACUGAACGAAUUGGUCUUAGCCAGAGAAGACUAGAAAAGUUCAAGGAAAACUACCACUAUUAUCAGAAAAAGUUGAACCCCGCCGGAAAGAUGCAGAGCGCUCACCUCUUGUGGAGGAGCUCCAAAUGGGUCUUGUUUGAUAGUGCACAUUACCGGGCGAGAUUGAAUGAUCUUGCCCAACUUGUGCAGAGACUGGAUAACAUUAUUCCUUCAGACUAUUUAACUAAGCUGCGCCUGGCGGAGGAGGAUAUCAACCCAAAUUGGCCGACUGAUAUGAUAGUCUUGAUUCAACAAACUGCACGCUCAAGAAGCAAUGCAUUUGUCGAGGUGAUUGAUCUAGAGUUGAAGAGAAGGUGUGAAAAGAAGAUACUUCGUCGAUUAUCAUUCCAGGAAAUGAACAUGAGGAAAGAAUCCAUAACCUCUCCAUUCGUGGAUACUUUGGGGUGGGCGCUGAGCACGAAAAGCACACCUCAAAGGUGGGAUCUCCUACCGCAUUGGUUUGAAUCAGGGUCUGGAAUCUACUGGUUGUGUGGAAAGGCAGGCAGCGGCAAGUCGACGCUGAUGAAGCUCCUUUCUGACCACGAAGCGACGCUGAAAUACCUCUCUACGUGGACCGGGGGCAAACCGUGUGCUACGGCUGACUUUUUUAUUUGGAAGCUUGGCACAAAAGAGCAAAACUCUUUGUAUGGUUUAUUCCGGUCUAUUCUACAUCAGGUUUUGUCCUUGCACCCGUCACUUUGCCAAGAGCUUCUUCCGCGCAUUUGGGAGCAAGCCUAUGGCCAUGAUGAGAUCGACUUUGCACUUCCUGGGCCUGAAGAGAUCCUUAGAUUAUGCAAGUCGAUCCGUGAUCAUUCACAAGUGUCUAGAAUGUGCCUGUUCCUCGAUGGACUCGAUGAAUUCUCUGGGAAUAUUUUGGAAGGCAUUGAACUCAUCGAAACAUUAACCUCUGGUUCUAAGAUCAAAGCUGUCGUUUCCAGUCGCCCUGAGCACAAGUUGGUUGCAGCUUUUCACAAAUGUCCGCAACUUAAGUUGGAAGAUCUCAGCCAGCCUGAUAUCUCAAGGUACAUUCAGAGCAAGCUGAAAUCACCCCUUUACGAGUAUGGACGAUAUGACUCCGAUCCGGCUAGUGCGAAGCAUCUCAUCCGAGAGAUGGUGGAGAAGGCAUCUGGAGUAUUCCUGUGGGUUGUUUUGGCCUGCCGCUCGCUCCUUGAUGGGCUGGCUGCGAGCGAUUCGCCCUCUGAGUUGAGGAAGCGAAUUGAUGAGCUGCCAGAGAAACUCGAAGACCUCUUCCGAGAUAUGCUUACGCGAGUCGACAAGAGAUAUCUGCUUCAGUCUGCCAGGAUUCUUAAGAUUUGUAAAUUAUACAUCGCCCAGCAUGGCAUAGGUGUUCCCACGCUGGGCCUUGCACAGCUAGACUGGCACGACUAUGACUCGUCCCGGCUGGCUGAAACUCUGAAAUAUGGAUUUAGUACAAUCGAGAAAGAUGCGAAUUGCAAUCGCAUCGAAGGGCGAUUAAGGAGUCGCUGCGGGGGCUUGCUUGAGGUGCGCCGAUCACACAGUCUACCGCAAAAGUUCUGCUUCUGUGGCCAAGUCAGCUUUGGGGGUUAUCACAAGUGCCAUGAGACCUUUGCCGCAGACUCAGUCAUAAUUUUCAUGCAUCGAAGCGUGUAUGACUUUCUCGAUAUGGAGGAAACAUGGGAGCUGGACUGCCUUAGCUUGGGCGCCGAGCAUGAGUUUGACGCGCAGGCGGCUGUAGGAUGCUUGUCUCUGCAUUUGGCACAUUGUAGCGCCAAUCAGAACAAUUCGCAUUCCCCCUCCCAGUGCAUCGAGCAUGUUUAUGAUGUCUGGCGGCGGGUUCUUUGGGCCAACUGGAAGACUGGAACCCAGAUAACGCAUGUGGUGGCUGCCCUCGUGGAUGUCCUGCAGAUGGCCCAAAUAGCAAGCAGGUGGGCUUCGGACUACCCGUGGGGAGAUUUCCCACCGGAGAAGAUCAUUCUACGCCUCGCCGUCGAAGCCGGGAUGCUAGACUUGAUUGAGAGAUUUCGCGACAAGAAUCCUAGCUUGGACACGCUCGAGAGUUGCUAUCCAUUGCUCUUUCAUGCAACGAACCCGGUGUAUUCCAACUACAUUCUCUCAAAAGAACAUUCUAAAACAGCGUUAUGUGAUGUGCCACUAUUUGACCGUGUCAAGCCGGCACAUCAUGUAGUCCGCUGGCUCCUGUCUCUUGGCUACUGUCCCAACGAAGAAUUCACUUCUGAAAACAAACAAAAAACUACUCCAUGGAAAUACUGGAUAACGAGACUUGAAUCUUCUCGUUCCUUGAACCUGUGUCAAUUGGGAGCCCAGGCUAGCGUCACGAUAGAAUAUCUCAACAUGGCGAAGGUCAGUCUACCAAUGCUGGACGCUGUCUUGAACUGGCAGAGGCGAUGUGUGCUGUACUGCACCACUUCAGAAGAGUCACCAAUGAGGUUGCAGUUUGAAGAGCAACUGAAGACAAUACGGGAGCUAUUAGAGAAGAGAAGAACGUGGUCUUUUGGUAACAUGUUACAAUUAAUUAACGACAAGCGAAUGCAAGCCUAG
This is a messenger RNA of Clonostachys solani, 4095 nucleotides long. The record is from the annotation of a GenBank genome assembly. NCBI's taxonomy places the organism in Eukaryota, Fungi, Ascomycota, Sordariomycetes, Hypocreales, Bionectriaceae.